ACAUGGGGUUCUGCAGACGAACACCAAAUUCGACGAAAGUCGCCAGGUUUAAGUAUUCACGUUAGUGAAUUUAUUUGCGAAUCGAUUGGGCGCCUUUGCCUUUCAGAAGAAGACAAAGUCAUAAAUGACCUUCUCCCCAAUAAUGAGCGAAUUCCAUAUAAUGAGGCGUGUGUUGUAAUGUACUCGGGUUCUAAUAGAGACGGUUGGUGGACACAUGAGGACCUUAUGAAACAAGUGGUUGAAAGAGCCAUCCCAAUUUUCGAACAAACGCACCCUGGUAAAACCGCACUCUUUAUGUUCGAUAAUAGCUGCUCUCAUAAUGCAUAUGCCGAACGUGGCCUGUGGAUAGAAAAUUUACAAAAGAAAU
Racocetra persica is the source of this 367-nucleotide messenger RNA. Lineage: Eukaryota; Fungi; Glomeromycota; Glomeromycetes; Diversisporales; Gigasporaceae. The record is from the annotation of a GenBank genome assembly.